This is a messenger RNA of Panicum hallii, 1085 nucleotides long. RefSeq names its product ankyrin repeat and SAM domain-containing protein 6-like. The transcript has 6 exons. Gene Ontology annotation, molecular function: protein binding. The record is from RefSeq and is a predicted model, not a curated record. NCBI's taxonomy places the organism in Eukaryota, Viridiplantae, Streptophyta, Magnoliopsida, Poales, Poaceae. Bases 157 to 792 code for a protein of 211 amino acids.
CCUCCCUUCCCCACUUCGCCCUUCUGCCUUCUGCCUUCUCCCGUCUCCCGUCUCCACUGCUCCACCCCCGUGCGGCCGUGCCGGCACGAAACCCUAGUUCUUAGACCUGUGCCACUGUCCACCUCCCCUCCUAGAGAGAGAGAGAGAGAGAGAGAGAUGUACUCGGACCAGAUCUCCACCGGCCGCAAGCGUUCUAUCCACGAGCGCCUCGACGGCGACCUCCCCGCCGGCGCGGGCUCCGGCGGCCGUGCCCGCCACAUGGCAUCCAAGAGGCAGCGGCAGAUAGACGAAAAAUGGAAGCAUGAUCUGUAUCGGGAAGAUGAUGAACCAGCUUCAAGAUCAAUUGGUCCAAGGGAUUUACGAUUGAAGCUUCAGAUGAGAAGUUCUGAACUAGGCUUUACCAGUGCAAAGAGUUCUGGUGUGCGUGAUCUACGCGAGAAGCUGUCUGGAACAAUGCACCCGCAACCAUCGAAUGCUGACCCCCCAAAGCCAAAGCCAGUAUCAGAAGUUGUCAAAAUUUCAAGGCGUGAAGCAGCUGAUGAAAUGCCUGCGCGCCAAAGUAAGAAAGCAUCAAAACAGCCUUCAGCGAAGAAGACAUCUCAACCAAAGGCUGAAAGUCCACUCGACAGUUUCCUGAGUUCACUUGGACUUGAGAAGUAUUCAAUUACCUUCCAGGCAGAGGAGGUUGACAUGGCAGCCCUUAGGCAUAUGACUGACAGUGAUCUGAAGGCUUUGGGCAUUCCAAUGGGUCCUCGGAAGAAGAUUAUCCUCGCCUUGGAAUCCAGAGCAUAGGACUCUGGCAAAGGAGCAAAUGUAGAAAGGUGGUGGAGAUUUGCUAGGCAUGCUCGUGUGCAAGUUUGACAAACCUUUGUAUGGGUCUUGGAAAGGGUACAACGCAUGUCCUGUCCUGUUGAGCAUGCUCAGCCAAGUUAGGAUGUUAGAAGGAAGGCCAUGUCGCCAAUGAUGUAGCUUAUUGGUCACCUGUUAAUUAAACGGCGCCAUAUACAUGCAACGAGGCUGUUCGGUUGGUCUUGGAGUGCUGUAUUAUAUGACUGCGUUAUGAAUUCUUCCAUGGGGGUAUAUCU